Radiomyces spectabilis is the source of this 1140-nucleotide messenger RNA. RefSeq names its product HAD-like domain-containing protein. The coding region runs from base 36 to 824 and encodes 262 amino acids. The record is from RefSeq and is a predicted model, not a curated record. NCBI's taxonomy places the organism in Eukaryota, Fungi, Mucoromycota, Mucoromycetes, Mucorales, Radiomycetaceae. The transcript is spliced from 7 exons.
UCCCAUUCUUCUUCACUUAUUACAGAAUAACAAACAUGCGUAUACCGAAAGUCGCCACACGGAUAAAAGCAAUUACUUUUGAUGCUCAUAAUACGCUCUUCAAACCGAAAGGGAGUAUGGCAUGGAUCUAUGUCAGCGAAGCUUCUCGUUACGGACUAAAUUUGAAAGAGGAAGAUAUCCUAGCCGGAUUUCGUACUGCUUACAAAGACCAGCUAAAGCAACAUACUCUUUACGGACAUUCAACGGGAAAAACAACACGAUCGUGGUGGGAAGAGGUGGUAUAUAAUACGUUCAUUCAUGCCGGAGUGCCUAAAAACGAAUUGGAUGCAUCGUUUAAUCCAAUGUUCAAUGGAUUGUAUGAUCGGUUUGCCACGAAAGAAGGCUACGAAGCUUUUCCCGACGUCAUUGCCGCCCUAACCCAGCUGAAGGCUUCGGGACUAAAAAUGGGCGUCAUUAGCAAUACAGACGAACGCGUUGUGGACAUUGUUCGGAACCUGGAGUUGAGCCAAUUUUUCAACUUUGUGCUGCCCAGCGUUGUAGCGGGCUAUGAGAAACCGGACAAGCAUAUUUUCGAUCAGGCACGAUCCAUGUUCGGAACUGACAUUGCACCACAAGACAUAGUCCACGUCGGUGACGAUGAGCGAAAGGAUUACUAUGGUGCCUUGAACGCUGGAUGGAAUGCCGUUCUACUUGAAAGAGAAAAAUUGAAGGAAUCCAUCCCAGAAGAACCCGGUGAUGAUUUACCGCGCAGCUCAGACUUUAAAAGCAUCCUAACCCUUCACGAACUGUAUCCAUAUUUAUGCGAACAUUUUAAGCCAUAUUAAUACGCAAGGAUUACAAGCAGCAGAUAGUGUACAUAUGCAACAUUUUGAUAGAUCAACGUAUCGAAUAGCAAUAAUCCAAAACCCCAACGCUACGUUGUAUAGAAUACAGGAAUCGCAGAUCAUUAUCGCAAAGUUUCUUGAAUCCUUAAUAAUAUGGUAAUCUAUCUUGCUGACACUAUUCGUCACAUGGAUUCCUAUCAUAUAUGAACAAGUCGAACUAUUGUAAUUGGUUUACUUCGUCUAUCUGGUUGGAACAAUUUGAGCAGUGCGUACUUCAAACUCAGUUGGCCGAAAAUGGGGGCCAAUUCGGUGGUUG